This is a messenger RNA of Sinocyclocheilus anshuiensis, 569 nucleotides long. Its product is annotated as gastrula zinc finger protein XlCGF49.1-like. The record is from RefSeq and is a predicted model, not a curated record. Gene Ontology annotation, molecular function: RNA polymerase II cis-regulatory region sequence-specific DNA binding; DNA-binding transcription factor activity, RNA polymerase II-specific. Gene Ontology annotation, biological process: regulation of transcription by RNA polymerase II. Gene Ontology annotation, cellular component: chromatin; transcription regulator complex; PcG protein complex. NCBI's taxonomy places the organism in Eukaryota, Metazoa, Chordata, Actinopteri, Cypriniformes, Cyprinidae. The annotation marks the transcript as partial. The transcript has a single exon.
UAUUUCUUUACUGAAAAGAAGAGACAAGAAAAGUUCACCUGCACUCAGUAUGGAAAGAGUUUCACAUGCAAACCGAGUCUCAAGAGACACAUGAGUAUCCACACUGGAGAGAAACCAUUUACAUGUAAUCAGUGUGAGAAGAGUUUCAGACAAUCAUCAACCCUUAAGAAACACAUGAACAUCCACACUGGAGAGAAACUGUAUGAAUGUGAUCAAUGUGGAAAAACAUUUUUGUGGGCUUUAAGCCUGAAUAAAUACCUGAAAGUUCAUUCAAAGGAGAAACCACAUUCAUGUUCUUUCUGUGGAAAGAGUUUUUCAGAACUGCAAAGUUUAAAAGUUCAUCAGAAGAUACACACUGGUGUGAGAGAUCAUAUGUGCUUUGAGUGUGACAAGACUUUUAUUACAACUGAUCAUUUGAAACUGCACCAGAGGAUCCACACUGGAGAGAAACCUUACACGUGUUCACACUGUGACAAGAGAUUCAGUCAGUCAGCACAUCUGAAAACACACGAGAGGAUUCACACUAGAGAGAAACCGUAUCACUGCACUUGUUGAGGAAAAUAUGCAAU